Diaporthe batatas is the source of this 1807-nucleotide messenger RNA. RefSeq lists its product as uncharacterized. Gene Ontology annotation, cellular component: cytoplasm. Gene Ontology annotation, biological process: protein polyubiquitination; proteasome-mediated ubiquitin-dependent protein catabolic process; protein quality control for misfolded or incompletely synthesized proteins. The transcript is spliced from 2 exons. Bases 553 to 1371 code for a protein of 272 amino acids. The record is from RefSeq and is a predicted model, not a curated record. NCBI's taxonomy places the organism in Eukaryota, Fungi, Ascomycota, Sordariomycetes, Diaporthales, Diaporthaceae. Gene Ontology annotation, molecular function: ubiquitin protein ligase activity; protein-folding chaperone binding.
CCGUCCACCACCCCACGACCCCACGACCCGCGCCUUCCGAUGCUGUUGGCAGCUGCGCAGCCGUGGCUCGACAAUGGUCCGUACUUGGACUUGCUGUGCAGGUGUGCUCAAGUACAUAACCAGACCGCAUGCAUACAUCGCAUCGUGCUGUGCCGUGCCACCUCACCCCCAGCCGAGCCGUACCGUACCGUACCGUACCGUAUUCUAUCGUAUACUGUGACCUUCUGUAACCUGCCGUCUCCCGCCUUGCAUCUCCCACCUGCCUGCCUGCCUUGUGCCCUCUGCCUUGUGCCCUCGAGGCUCGGGACGACGACAACGACGACAACGACGACGACGACGACGACGACAAUGCUCGUCCGCCUUUCCAACAUCGCCCUGCUGACCUGACACCCUGCAGUCCUCCAUCCACCCCUCCAUGCUAAUCAAUCAAUCACUUGCUCACUCAAGUGCCCACUGAGACAACAUCCGCACUGUACGCACCACCACCACCAUCAUCAUCAUCAUCAUCACCACCACCUCGUCGCUCGCCUGCCUGUCCCAUUCGAGACAGCAAUGGCGGUACAAGAAGCCGCCGCCCUCAAGGAGCAGGGCAACAAGCGUUUCGCAAGAGGCGACUUUGGGGGCGCAGAGGGCCUAUAUUCCCAGGCCAUCAUUGCCGACCCCAAAGACCCAAAGAUCUACACCAACCGCGCCCUGGCCCGUUUAAAACUCCAGCGCUGGGAGGACGCCAUCCUGGACUGCCAGACAUGCCUCGCCUUCUCCUCGGACAACAUGAAGGCCCACUUCCUCCUCGCGCAGGCCCAGAUCGAGCUCAAGUACUUUGACGACGCCCUCCACAACGUCAAGCGCGCCCACGACCUCGCCGCAAAGACCGGCGACAAGUCCCUCACCGCCAUAACAAACCUCGUCCUGCGGUGCAAGAAGGAGCGCUGGGACGACAGGGAGAGGCGCCGCCUGCGCGACGGCUCCGCACUCGAGCGCGAGGUGCUCGACAUGCUCGACAGGGAGCGCGCACAAGCCCAGGCCGACUGCGCCGACCACGACGAGCUCAGGGAUGUCACCGCAGAGUGGGACGCCAAGAUCGCCGAGAUGAAGAACACGUUCCAGCUCGCGAGGGGCGAGCAGGGCCGGAGGAGAAACGUCCCCGACUGGGCCGUCGACGACAUCACCUUCGGCAUCAUGGUCGACCCCGUCAUAACAAAGACGGGCAAGAGCUACGAGAGGUCCAGCAUCCUCGAGCACCUCAAGCGUUCCAAGACGGACCCCGUCACGAGGGAGCACCUGGACCCCGCUGACCUGCGGCCCAACCUCGACCUGAGGGACGCCUGCGAGGACUUUCUAGAGAACAACGGGUGGGCCGUCGACUGGUAGGAUCCUGUCGACACGUGCACCCUCGCGCCCCAGCCCCAGCCCUCGUCCCAGCCCCCGCCCUGGCGCUGUCUGGUGUGCAGGUCCUGGCUGGGCUUAAAGCGCCGGGCCAAGGGGCCACGCCUACACAUUGGGCGACCACGGCUUUCAUAGGCGGCGCCCCAUCACCUACACUUCUGUUUAUAGAACUCCACUAUCAUCACCUAGGAUCGACGUGUCGGGUUGCGGCAUACAACAUUGCAAAUGGCGUUCGGCUGGUACUGAGUGGACUUCAAUCCGACAUGUCCAGGCAUGGGCAACGUCUGCAGCGGGAGAAUGGCUUGUCCUUGUUCAGAUUCGGGAGUGCCUGGACGGGCACUACACACCCUAGGUAGUACCGAGGUCCAAUGGUUCUCCAUUUGGAUUAAUUAAUCAAUCACGCGUCUCCAAUUCGGCUUCG